Molecule: messenger RNA, 243 nt
Organism: Penicillium antarcticum
Lineage: Eukaryota; Fungi; Ascomycota; Eurotiomycetes; Eurotiales; Aspergillaceae
Exons: 3
Coding region: 1-243 (80 amino acids)
Source: RefSeq, a predicted model, not a curated record
AUGCGUACAACUCAAAUUUUGCUGGUUCAGCUGUGGGGUUACAAGUCUCCAGAGCCACCAAAGUUGGUUGAAAUCAUAACUACUGCUCCAAUUUUCCGGGCUAUUAUGGGAAGGAAGAAGAAGAAGAAGAAGAAGAAGAAGAAGAAGAAGAAGAAGAAGAAGAAGAAGAAGAAGAAGAAGAAGAAGAAGAAGAAGAAGAAGAAGAAGAAGAAGAAGAAGAAGAAGAAGAAGAAGAAGAGAUAG